AUGGCGGCUGCCAUUUUUCCAGCCAAGGAACGGCCUGAACAGGAGCGUUUUCUUCCUAAUUUCCGGACUGUUUUCAGCUGCGUUCUCAGCUGUUUUUCAGCUGAGAAACCAACCGUUUAUAGGUCUGUUGGACGUCUGAUGCGGCCAUCUCCUGAGCCGUUUCUCGCCCGAUUUCACAUCUCCAUCGCUUCUCCAUUUCCGUCUCCCUCUCUCAAUCUCCCUCUCCCUUCUGAUCUCAACCCUCUCUCUCGAUCUCCCUCUCACUCUCCCUUCCUCUCUCUCGAUCUCCUUCUCCCUCGAUCUCCAUCUCUUUCAAUCUCCCUCUCCCGAUCUCAACCCUCUCUCUCGAUCUCCCUCUCAAUCUCCAUCCCUAUCUCGAUCUCCCUCUCGUUCUCUGUAAUAGGUGUGGAGCCUCUAGCACAAGUGGUGAAUGCGCCAGCUGCUGCAGAUCAGGGCCAAGCUGCUACUCCAGCAGUGGUCGCAGUGGUCAUUGCUCUAGGCCUUGUGCUAAUCUGCUUGCAGCUGCUAGGGCGAAGAAUCGUGGCCGUCGAGUUCUGUAAUGGCAUCAAUGACCUCAACAAUGUCAUCUUUCCGGAGGAGUUAGGAAGUCAAAUCCGCUCUCGAGGUUCACCAGGAAUGAGUUCAGGUCGACGAUUGGGGUCAAGUUCGCAACUCGGAGCUUGAACGUCGACGAGAAGGUCACCAAAGCUUAGAUUUGGGGGCACGACUGAGCAAGAGAGGCGAUCUUCUUCAAAACCCCUCUGUUUCCAUUUUUCUAAUCAGUGUUUUUUUUUAUAUCUUGGCAUGAUUUUGUCUAUGUGAAGCUGUAGAUGCUGAUCUGGGUUGGCAAGAAAUGUUCUUUCUUUUAUAGUAUUUAGAGCUUGAGAUCUGUAGCAUUUUCCUGAUUUGGAUUUUUGGGAGUAUUUUUUUUCUUAUUUUUUUAGUUAUAAAAUGGUAUAGAUCUGGAAUUAUUAGUUGA
Magnolia sinica is the source of this 979-nucleotide messenger RNA. RefSeq lists its product as uncharacterized. The transcript has 4 exons. The record is from RefSeq and is a predicted model, not a curated record. The coding region runs from base 1 to 684 and encodes 227 amino acids. NCBI's taxonomy places the organism in Eukaryota, Viridiplantae, Streptophyta, Magnoliopsida, Magnoliales, Magnoliaceae.